This is a messenger RNA of Aureobasidium pullulans EXF-150, 498 nucleotides long. RefSeq names its product NUDIX domain-containing protein. Bases 1 to 498 code for a protein of 165 amino acids. Gene Ontology annotation, molecular function: bis(5'-nucleosyl)-tetraphosphatase (asymmetrical) activity. The record is from RefSeq and is a predicted model, not a curated record. The transcript has a single exon. Gene Ontology annotation, biological process: ATP biosynthetic process; AMP biosynthetic process. NCBI's taxonomy places the organism in Eukaryota, Fungi, Ascomycota, Dothideomycetes, Dothideales, Saccotheciaceae.
AUGGCCAAAAGCUCAUAUCGAUCGCUCUUGUCUUCGGACGAAUUCGUCAUCAGCUGUGGCACAGUCCCACUAGAUAUCACCCACAAGAAAGUGCUCCUGGUCAGGGAGCGCAAGACCAACGAAUUCCUUCUCCCAAAAGGUCGCAAAGAUAUGGGCGAGGACUUGCAAGCAACGGCUGUUCGAGAGACGAUUGAAGAAACUGGUUAUGCAGCAACUAUCCUCCCUCUCAAAACUGCGACACACGCUACAAACGAUCACGGCGGUAAGCAUACAGAACCUAUCGCUAGAACGGAAAGAAAGUCUGGCGACGUUCUAAAGACAAUCUACUGGUUUGCGUCAAGUGUGGACUCGCAAGGUGCACAUCAGCAAGAUACACAGCAAGAGGGAGAAGAUUUUGAAUCUGUUUGGAUGAAUCCGGACGAGGCAAUUGAGCGCUUGACAUAUCAUGACGACCGAGAAGUUGCUAGGAUGGUGAUAGAUGCAGCAUUUGGGACCUAG